Molecule: messenger RNA, 387 nt
Organism: Vittaforma corneae ATCC 50505
Lineage: Eukaryota; Fungi; Microsporidia; Nosematidae
Exons: 1
Coding region: 1-387 (128 amino acids)
Source: RefSeq, a predicted model, not a curated record
AUGGUUUAUGACAUAUUCUCCACCAUAUUUGUCAAGUCAUUUUUUUUCGUGUUUGUCAUUUUAUUUUCAGUGGCCAUAUCACUUGUCUAUUCACUUUUUCUAAAAGAUGGAAAAAUAAAGCUGUCCUACGUGUACAUGAGUCUUCUAAGCUCUGUGCAUCUUCCUUUGAGUCUAUUUCUAGCCUAUCUCAAAAGCAGCAAAGACCCUUUUAGUGUCUGCACCAUAGUAAUGGUAAUUCAGGGCCUUAUUUCAGACUAUCUUUCAAGGGCAUCUGUUAAGUAUAAGGAAGACGAGCCAAUAAAAAAUAGAAUGGGGUUCAUUCUGACGUCACUGGGAAUGCAUCUUGCAUUCUAUGCUCUCAUUCUAAGAUUCCUCUACUCAAAAUAA